Molecule: messenger RNA, 1509 nt
Organism: Hansenula ciferrii
Lineage: Eukaryota; Fungi; Ascomycota; Saccharomycetes; Phaffomycetales; Wickerhamomycetaceae
Gene: MMT1
Product: Mmt1p
Exons: 1
Coding region: 1-1509 (502 amino acids)
Biological process (GO): monoatomic cation transport; transmembrane transport
Cellular component (GO): membrane
Molecular function (GO): monoatomic cation transmembrane transporter activity
Source: RefSeq, a predicted model, not a curated record
AUGCUCAAGUCAUUGGUGGUAUUGAACCAUCCAGUACGCAUGGGUAUACAGAACAAAUUUUUCCUUCAACAAAUUUCUAAAACUUCAAUACCGGUAUUACCAUCAUUUAAACAAUAUAGAAGAAGUUUCACAACAUCAAGAUUUAAUCAACAUGCUACUCCAGUUGAUGAUAAAAAAGAUUCACAACUAGGUCAUGGUGGUCAUAGUCAUAGUCAUGGUCCAGGUGGUAAUUGUGAUGGUAGUCAUUCUCAUGGUGCUUCAGAUGCUGCUAAUGAAUUAGAAGAUCAUGAUCAUAUUCAUUUACGUGAAUCUGAAACUGAAACAAAUGAUUCUUUCACAUUUGGUAGUAUUAAUCAUAGUCAUAAUCAUAGUCAUGGACAAAAUGAAUUAUUAGUUUGGGAUAAGAAGAAAUUUUGGGAAAAUCCAGGUGUUAGAAUUACAUGGAUUGGAUUAUUAAUUAAUGUUGGUAUGGCUACUGGUAAAUUAGUUGGUGGUAUUGUAUUCCAUUCUCAAGCUUUAAUGGCUGAUUCUGUUCAUGCUAUUAGUGAUUUAGUUUCAGAUUUCUUAACUUUAGGUACUGUUGGUCUUGCAGCAAGAGGUCCAAAUCAAAAUUUCCCAUAUGGAUAUGGUAAAAUUGAAACUGUUGGUUCUUUAGCUGUUAGUUCAAUUUUAACAAUGGCUGGAUUAUCAAUUGGUUGGGCUUCUUUAGUAAAUAUUGUUGGACCAAUGGUUCCACAUACAAUUAUUGAAGCUUUAAAUGCUUAUCAUAUUCAUUUAUUAAGUGGUGGUCAUGGUCAUAGUCAUGCUCAUGCUCAUGAUAUUACAAAUGUUAAUGCUGCAUGGAUUGCAGGUGCUUCAAUUGUUGCAAAAGAAUGGAUUUUUAAAGCAACUUCCAAGAUUGCAAAAGAACAAAAUUCAAAAGUUUUAUUAGCAAAUGCAUGGCAUCAUAGAGUUGAUUCAUUAACUUCAUUAGUUGCUUUAAUUACUAUAACUGGUGGUCAUUUCUUUGGUAUUCAAAGUCUUGAUGCUGUUGGUGGGUUAUUAGUUUCUGGUUUAGUUAUUAAAGCUGGGUUUAAUGGUAUUGUUAUUGCAACUAAUGAAUUAAUUGAUAGAUCAGUUCCAAAAACUGAUGCAAGAUAUAUUGAAAUUGAUUCAAAAUUAAAUGAUUUAUUAGGUAAAUUAUUAUCAAAUAAUAAUUCUAAAAAACCUUAUUCAAUUAAUGAAUUAGUUUUAUUAACUUCAGGACCAAAUGUUCAUGCUAAAGUUAAAUUAGAAGUUCCAUUACAAAGAUGGGAUAAUGUUUUAGAUAUUAAUGAAUUUGAAAUUGUUUCACAUCAUUUGAAAACUCAAUUAAUUAAAGAUAUUGAUAAUUUAAGAAAUGUUGAUAUUGAAUUUAUUGGAGAAAAACCAGAACCAGAAGAAGAAUCCAAAGAAGAAUCUACUCAAGAAUCUGCUCAAGAACCUGAACAUUCACAUUCUCAUGAUUCAAAUCAUUCUCAUAAACAUUAG